AUGUCGAUAUCGUCGAUGCUAGGUUCGGAUACGGAGCGUCAGCCGCGAGAGAGCACGACGAGCUCGAUGUAUUCGCGGCCUACGGUAUCUGCUACCACUGCGCCACCACCACAGCCUGCUUCGCUACCACCGUCCAUGUCACCGCCUUCCGGCCCGAGUAGGCAGAUAUCAUCAGACUACCAUCCUUUCCGAAGAUCACACACCCCGGACAGCGGCCCAUUUGUAAAAUCAAUUACUCCCCGACCCUACCGGUCAAGAUCCGGAGGUAGUUCGUCCGGGAACCCCCAGUCAACCACGGAUGAUUCGCGAUUUUCUGGGCCUCGGCAGACCUCCUCCAACGCACCCCAACCACAGCUCACAGCUCCUAGAUCCCCCCGGAACGCUUACUCAGAUCCAUCCUACCACCACGACCGACGGAUGAGCCUGGGAGGACCGGGACCACGAGCCAAUCCUCCAGGACCCCAUCAUCGAUCGGAGGAGCCGCCGUCGCGACCACCGCAGUUCAGUCCUCCCGUCAGACUGACGCCCGGAUUUUCAGAUGGGGUGCAGAAGGAGGCGAGUGGCCAGCGAGAACAGCAUGGGUACCCGGGUAGUUUAGAACCGCCUCCGCGGCCAUCUUCUAGGUUUAGUGAUCCCUCGCAGGAUCGACAGGAACAUCGUGACCAGCAACAACCCUACCAACAUGGCAUUCAGGAACACUCUCACCACCACCAUCACCAUCACCACCACAGCCAGCAUUCCCAAUCUCAGUCACAACCGCAACCACAGCCACAUCAACACCAACACCAGCCCCAUAGAUAUGGAUCUCAUGCACCAGAACACGAAGGCGAUCGAUCUCACCGUUCAUCUUGGGAAUCGAACUACCCCCGUGUAUCACCUGAAUCAACCCGCUACAACACCGCAGAGCCAAGUUCCGGCUACGGCUUUGGAUCGAUUCAGAAUUACACAAAGUCGCUGGGCUCCCAGUUAACGGCUCCACGCUCCAUCCCCGGUCCCGGCCAACCCCAGCUACAUUCUCGCCAAGACGCAACACCUUCGAGCGAUUCGUCGCCGGUUAUGAGCCGGAGUAGACCUCCACCAUCAAAUCCACCACGCAUGUUUUCGCCGACACCAGGUUCAACCGGUCCGCAAUCAUCGUUUGGUGGCUCGUUUGCGGACGAAGGACGCACUCGUGGAGGCACGGAGGAGCCCCCUCAUCAUAAAAGCGUGCUAAACAUAAAUGCAGAAGCGAAACGGGGCGGGAGGGCAUCACCACUUCCACAGGCAGUGCAAGGCGCCCAAGCCCAGGUUAUUGACCCAGCCACCGAAUCAGGUAUAAAAAGCGAGCUAGGCCGAGUGUUCUCUGGUAUUGGCAGCGGCGUUGGAGUAUCCAGCUCGGCGUCACUGGGAGGAAGUGGUCCUUCAACGCCGCUAUCGUCGAGUCCGUUCAAGAGGAACCAUGGCGAUCGGUCGAUGAAUUCAGACUUGAACGGAGAGGGCUCGUUUGGUGCUGGAAAAGGUACCGCUUCCGCGCCAGGAAGCGUCAGACGCGGUCGAAAAGUGAAGGAGGAAGAGGGCAAGGAAGAAGGGGAGGGCACUGGGGCAGCUCGCGGUGGAGCUGCAAGAAGAGGACGGCAUGUACACCACCAUCAUCAUCAUCACGGCGGCCAUCAUCACCAUCAUCGACACCGAACGGACGAAGACCCGGCUCUCUUUGCAGGAGGUCAAGGUCCGCCGCAGCUUGCGGCGCCCUUCAGGCCUCAGUCUCGCACUGGAGAUGGCCCUGCUGCGGCCGGAGGAGCUGUCGGUACCUCCUCACAUCAUCACCACCACCACCAUCAUCAUCAUCAUGGCCCAAGAGCAGCAGCAGCUCCUGGCGGCGGUAUCCCGCAUCAUCACCACCCGACUCCUCCAGCCGCCCCUCUCAAGGAGUACAACACCACAGUGAAUCUAGAGCCGCUGUUAAAAAGUGUUGCACACUUCCCUCGCUAUCAUCUAGGCUCUACGCUCUACGCUCCACGCAUUGAAAUGCCGUCUUCCCGAGCACCGCCUGAAGCAUCCAAGUUUGGAUAUAGCUCUACUCCCGUACCGAUCCCACGAUUUGAUGGAAAGGAAAACUGCACUUUCACGAUCCGUGUGCCUCGAUUCCGCAUAGAUCCAAGCCAUCGUGAGGAAAUCUGUGCUCGCCGUGCUUUAUGGGGGACUGGCGUGUACACAGACGACUCCGAUCCGGUAGCAGCAGCCAUCCAUUCUGGCUUUAUCCGGGGCGAGUGGGCGGAAGAUGUCGAUGUGUCGAUGCUCAACCUCGAGCUGAAAGAAAAUCGCAAGUCUUCCACCGCAAAUGCCACUGCCACUGCCACUACCAAUGGCAACGGCACGGCGCAGAGAAAGACGACGCCAUCCUCCAAUAGAGCUCCAUCCAUUCAUAGCAACAGCACCAGAUCCGAUCCAACCUCAACGGCGCAGUCGGAGGCCCCUCAACCCCCACCGACGGCUGCCGAGCCAGCAGAAGGUAAACAGCGCCCGCCUGUACCGCCGCCAAAUAAGGACCUGCACAUCAAGCUGCUGAUCCUACCCACGCUGGAACGGUACGACAGCAGCGUGAUGUACGGCCUCAAGUCGCGUUCCUGGGGCAAAAACCACGACGGGAUGAGCUUCAAGGUAGAAGAGGUCUCCUGGGUGGACGAGGGUGUAUCCAAGGGCGAGGAGCGAGGAGGAGAGGCCCGUCGUAAGAGGCUGCGAAACAUGAUGCGCACCGGCCGUAUCUGCACUCCCGCCGGUCUCAAGGGCCGCAAGGGUGUCGAGCUGCAUCUCUCUUCCAACCGUGAACCCGACCCUGACACGUCCAUGAAGGAUGCAGACGAGACCCCAGCUAUGGAAACCUCGACAUCAACAGCCGUGGAACCAGUGUCCUGA
This is a messenger RNA of Nannizzia gypsea CBS 118893, 2895 nucleotides long. RefSeq lists its product as hypothetical. Bases 1 to 2895 code for a protein of 964 amino acids. The record is from RefSeq and is a predicted model, not a curated record. The transcript has 2 exons. Lineage: Eukaryota; Fungi; Ascomycota; Eurotiomycetes; Onygenales; Arthrodermataceae.